Sebastes umbrosus (honeycomb rockfish) is the source of this 852-nucleotide messenger RNA. Its product is annotated as trace amine-associated receptor 1-like. The record is from RefSeq and is a predicted model, not a curated record. Gene Ontology annotation, molecular function: trace-amine receptor activity. Lineage: Eukaryota; Metazoa; Chordata; Actinopteri; Perciformes; Sebastidae. Gene Ontology annotation, biological process: G protein-coupled receptor signaling pathway. The coding region runs from base 1 to 852 and encodes 283 amino acids. Gene Ontology annotation, cellular component: membrane. The transcript is spliced from 4 exons.
AUGCCCCACCUGCCUUGCGUUCCCUCGGGAGAAGCAAAAGGCUCCUUGUGCACAGCACACAAGCCCAGCCAGCUCCACUUUCUUAUAAUGUGUGGAAACCUUCUUGUAAUAAUCUCCAUCAUUUACUUCCAACAGCUCCACACUCCUACAAACUAUCUGAUCCUCUCUCUGGCUUUGGCUGACCUGCUUGUUGGGGUUUUAGUUUUACCUUUUAGUGUUAUACUGGCUGUAUGCUCAUGUUGUUUUCUCGACUCACUCUUUGACAGAUAUUACGCAGUGUGUCAGCCUCUGAGGUACAGAAGUAAAAUAAAUGUCCGUACUAUUGUCAACAUGAUCCUAGUGAGCUGGACUGUUUCUGCACUAAUUGGAAUUGGAAACACAAUUUGGGGACUGAGCAAAGGGCAAUCUAAUAUAUGUCUUUUAUUUCAAGAUAAAAGUAAGCCUACUGCAAUUAUGGGAGCAAUUUUUAUGUUUUACCUCCCAGCUAUCGUAAUGUUCUCCAUCUACCUAAAGAUUUUUAUGGUGGCACAGAGACAGGCACGCAGCAUCCAGAACACAACCUGUCAAAACAAAAAGUCUGGAGCAACUAUCAGUAAAAUGGAGAGAAAGGCCACUAAAACUCUGGCUAUUGUGAUGGGAAUAUUUCUAAUCUGUUGGACUCCUUUCUUUCUUUGUACCUCCUUUCACCUUUUCAAUAAUAACGCAAUACCACCGCCUGUGAUUCAAAUGUUUAAGUGGCUUGGAUGGUCAAAUUCAAUGCUCAAUCCAUUUGUCUAUGGUUUCUUUUACACCUGGUUUCGAACAGCUUUCAGAAUGAUCAUUACUGGCAAAAUAUUUCAAGUGCUGUCAUGA